AUGCGUUCGGAAGAGUUGCUGGAGAUCGUCAAAGGAGGCUAUCACGGCAUUCCAGAAGCUGCAAAUGAUGGGCUUUGCCCGAUGAACGCUGGAAGCGUUCCAGACCCCUGCCUCUAUUUUACGUUUGCGCGCCCAGCGGAGACGGAUUCCAGUACGCGAGAAGUGGAGCUGGAGCUCCCGAAGUGGAAGGAAGGCAAAUUUCUCGCCGGGCACCUGGAGAUACCUGGAGCGCCGGGAUGGGUGGAUGCGGAGAUGGAACAUGAUGGAACUGAACGGAACCGAUUUUGGAAGUUCCACGAUGUGGUGAAGUUUCUGGACACGCACAACAACGCGCACAACGGCCAGCGCAACAUUGACGUUGGGAUCAUUGGGAUGAUUGGCUAUACUGGCAGAUUUGCGAAGCAGCAGAUUCCUCUGGGUCCUUGGAUGAAGAGAAGUGUGCGUCAGCCAUGGGUGCACCCCAACGAGCUGAAAAGCAUGUUCUCCAGCAGCGGCUGGGUCUGCGACGGCCGCGACUUCACGGGCGGCUGCCGCAGCGGCUUGGGAUGCCCAGGGAUGCCCAGGGAUGCCCAGGGCCUGGGGCCGCAGAAGCAACUCGGCCAAAAGGCACAUCGCACUUCGCUCUGGAGCACCCCCGCCCUGGUGGUCCCACCAGAGGAGUCUUGGCAGGUGUUGUUGCAGCACCUCCAACAGCUGGCAGAGGCGAAGAGUUGUUGGGACUCCAACGGAAGCAAUUUCUUGGACACCGGCCGCGCGCCGCCAAGCGGCACGGCCCGGGCGUUGGAGAGGCUGCGGGCGCUCAUUGAGGAUUCUACCCGACGUUACCUCCAUGGAUCUUUGAAGCAACUGGGCGGCAAAGCCAUGGACGCCCUUCAGCGGAUUCACGUCAGUAUCCCUUCAAGUUGGGCGAGGGUCGGCUGCGAUGCCAUCAUGGCCAUGCCACAUGUUCACCCGAAGGUGGCCUUUGCUGGGUCCCUUUACCUCGACUGCGUGCAAGGUGAAGAUGGAUCUUGUGGGGUCUAUCUCCAGGACCCCCGCACCCCUGCUGGCAUGGCCGAAGUGCCUGACACGCUGCGGCAACGCCUGGGCUGGGGCCAACUGCACCGGCUGCAGGUGGCGCCCGGGACUCUGGUGCUGUACCCUGCGUGGCUACAGCAUGGAGCGCUAAUGCCCAGGACAGCCACUGUUGCCAACCGCUCCCGGGCGGUGAUUUCCUUCCUGGUAGCAGUGCAGAUGCAAGAGAAAGGGGACAAGCUGAAGCGCGUGGCACAGGAGCUAUGA
Molecule: messenger RNA, 1281 nt
Organism: Cladocopium goreaui
Lineage: Eukaryota; Dinophyceae; Suessiales; Symbiodiniaceae
Source: the annotation of a GenBank genome assembly